Messenger RNA from Oncorhynchus kisutch (coho salmon), 4620 nucleotides. RefSeq names its product uronyl 2-sulfotransferase-like. NCBI's taxonomy places the organism in Eukaryota, Metazoa, Chordata, Actinopteri, Salmoniformes, Salmonidae. The transcript has 8 exons. Gene Ontology annotation, cellular component: membrane. The coding region runs from base 252 to 1463 and encodes 403 amino acids. The record is from RefSeq and is a predicted model, not a curated record. Gene Ontology annotation, molecular function: sulfotransferase activity.
UGACACCGCCGCUGGCUCAAAACAUCUAAACCGAAGGAUGAACCCACAACUUCAUUGGCAGAAAUAGUCGGAGAGAACAGACGAGAGAGACCGAACGGAGACGAAAACCGAGUGCGCAAAUAACUCGUGGCGGCGGCGGGUGCCUGCGUUUCCUAAUAGGUGUCCGUUUCAAAUAAUAUCAAAGCAAGAAGUUUCACUUUCCACAGGCGGAUGGGUGACUAUCGCUCUCGGCGGCGCUUUGUGAGGAGGAGAUGAUGAAGAAUUUCAGCAACAGUCCCCUUCACAAUAACCAGACUCCAAACCACAUUAGAGAUUGGAACAACAAAAAGUUCGGUUUUCUCUCGGCGGUUCUGUUACGUUUUUCCCUGCGAGGUUAUGGUUUCUGCAUGGCUAGUCUAUUCAUCUUCUGUUUUGGGUCUCUGUUUUACCAGUUGAACGGAGGACCCCCCAACAUUCUACUGGACAUCCGACAGUAUCUCGGAGAAUCCACAUAUCUCGAUGACCACGGACCCCCAGCUCCCCGCGUGCUGCCGUUUCCCAGUCAGGUGGUGUAUAAUCGCGUGGGGAAGUGUGGCAGCAGGACGGUAGUCAUCCUACUAAGGUUACUGGCAGAGAGACACCAGUUCAACCUGGUCUCCUCAGACAUCCACAACAAGACACGCCUCACCAAACAUGAACAGGUGGACCUUAUGAGGAACAUCAGCAACAUCCCUCAGCCUUUCCUGUACACCAGACAUGUCCACUUUCUCAACUUCACCCGGUUCAGGAUAGAGCAGCCCGUCUACAUCAACAUCAUACGGGACCCCAUUAACCGUUUCCUCUCCAACUACUUCUUCCGACGUUUCGGGGACUGGAGGGGGGAGCAGAAUCACCUCAUCCGAACACCAGGGAUGAAAGGUGACGAGAGAUACCUGGACAUCAAUGUGUGCAUCUUGGAGAAUUACCCAGAAUGCUCCAACCCCAGACUCUUCUACAUCAUCCCAUAUUUCUGUGGACAGCACCCCCAGUGCAGGGAGCCGGGACAAUGGGCACUGGAGAGGGCCAAACAGAACGUUCUAGAGAACUUCCUUAUCGUGGGGAUCCUAGAGGAGCUGGAAGAUGUUCUGCUUCUUCUAGAGAGACUGUUACCUCACUACUUUACUGACGUACUCAACAUCUACAAGAGCCCAGACUACAGGAAGAUGGGGAACAUGACUGGUACGGUGCGUAAACACACACCCACUCUGGAGGCCCUUCAGGUUCUGUACCACCGCAUGCGCUACGAGUACGACUUCUACAACUUCAUCCGAGACCAGUUCCACUUGAUGAAGAAGAAGAUUGGCCUCAAAUCGGUCCCCCGACCACCUUCCCACCAGGCCUCCUUCCUAAGAGACCUCUCCCUCCGAACCCCAGAGCCCCUGGAUGAAGAUGAGGAGCUGGAGACCGACCUGGAGGAUGCCAACAGCUGGUUGGUCCAGCCCUGACCAAUGCCGUGGUGACUGAGGACUUUACUUGCAUCUGGUUGGCUGGAGGUGGCAUGAUAAAGGGGCGGGGGAUGUGCCCUGUCUGUCAGCAUUCCCAGGAGGACGAUUGGUUGGGGAUGUGUGGAUCCUGAUGCCUGUGUUUUUACGGGCUACAUAUUCCGUUCAUCUUGGACUCUCUACUCACCGCUGAGAACCUUAGGAGUGGGCUCUGAUUCUCUGCUACCACUGAGGACCUUGGGAGUGGGCUCGGACUCUCUGCUACCACUGAGGACCUUGGGAGUGGGCUCGGACUCUCUGCUCACCGCUGAGGACCUUGGGAGCGGGCUCGGACUCUCUGCUACCGCUGAGGACCUCAGGAGUGGGCUCAGACUCUCUGCUACCACUGAGGACCUUGGGAGUGGGCUCGGACUCUCUGCUACCACUGAGGACCUUAGGAGUGGGCUCGGACUCUCUGCUACCACUGAGGACCUUGGGAGUGGACUCGGACUCUCUGCUACCACUGAGGACCUUGGGAGUGGACUCGGACUCUCUGCUACCACUGAGGACCUUGGGAGUGGACACGGACUCUCUGCUACCACUGAGGACCUUGGGAGUGGACUCGGACUCUCGGCUCACCGCUGAGGCCCUUCGUUGUAGGCAGAUGGAUGAAUGGACGAACUGACAUAUUUAAAGAUUGACUAGAAUAAUGGAUGGGGGGGGGGUUGCUUUAAAAAGCUCACUUUGCUUGUUUUAAGGUUUUAUUUUUGUUUUGUUGGUUUGAGGCCGUCCUGUUUGGGGUAUCUCCAGGUGAGAUAAGACAAAAGGGAUUUGGACCUAUGAACAUUUUAAAUGUUGAGGGGAGGGCUACAUCUUAGGAUCAGGAAAAUUUCAGACACCAACAUAGGUGCAGGGAUGAUGGGGGUGAAGGAGCGUGUUGAGGUGUGAGAGAGCAGGGAUGAUGGGGGUGAAGGAGCGUGUUGAGGUGUGAGAGAACAGGGAAGAGACGGGGAUGAUGAAAUUGGAGGGGUUGUGUAACAGGUCUACUUUUAGUGCUUGACCACUCCGUCUCUCCCUGUCUCUCCCAGCCUCCUUUUCUCCCUUUCUUUUCCCCUUAUUUUCUCUCUCUCCCUCACACUCUGCCUGUUUUAAGGGCCCUUGUUUUCUCUCUCCCUCACACUCUGCCUGUUUUAAGGGCCCUUGUUUUCUCUCUCUCCCUCACACUCUGCCUGUUUUAAGGGCCCUUGUUUUCUCUCUCUCCCUCACACUCUGCCUGUUUUAAGGGCCCUUGUUUUCUCUCUCUCCCUCACACUCUGCCUGUUUUAAGGGCCCUUGUUUUCUCUCUCUCCCUCACACUCUGCCUGUUUUAAGGGCCCUUGUUUUCUCUCUCUCCCUCAUACUCUGCCUGUUUUAAGGGCCCUUGUUUUCUCUCUCUCCCUCACACUCUGCCUGUUUUAAGGGCCCUUAUUUUCUCUCUCUCCCUCACACUCUGCCUGUUUUAAGGGCCCUUGUUUUCUCUCUCUCCCUCACACUCUGCCUGUUUUAAGGGCCCUUGUUUUCUCUCUCUCCCUCACACUCUGCCUGUUUUAAGGGCCCUUGUUUUCUCUCUCUCCCUCACACUCUGCCUGUUUUAAGGGCCCUUGUUUUCUCUUUCUCCCUCACACUCUGCCUGUUUUAAGGGCCCUUAUUUUCUCUCUCUCCCUCACACUCUGCCUGUUUUAAGGGCCCUUGUUUUCAAAGUGUUAUUCAGAGUGCCAAACCGUCAAAUGGUAUGUCAUAGUCUUAAACUUCUCUAAGUGCCAAACCUAACCAAGUGGGGUCAGACACCUUCUGUUCCUAGAAACCCUGUUUGGGAGGAUCCUCUGCUCACAGUGGGAGGGGGCGACUUGGUUUAGCCCAAAUGUGAUAGUGUCUAUGAAUAACAGAAUCAGUUUACUUUGUUUAAUAGAUGUUGAUAUGAUGAGAGGGUCAAAUGGCAGGAAGAGCACCCAACUAUGAAUUCAAAGAAUUCCAACUGUGUGUCUACGAUUGGAUUUGACAACAACAUUUGUCAAACUGAUAAGGUAUGAAGAAAGGUUGAAUAUGUUGGUACAUAACUUGGGAAAUAUUAAGAAAUGUAUGAUGUUGGUUGGUGAAAAUGUGUUUUUCCUCAAAUGUUGACAUCUCCAUUGGACCGACCAUUGAUGUUUGACAUCCUUCAACAACAACAAAAAUCGAAUAAAAAGAUUAUUUCAAAGAUAAAUCUGAAGGAUGAAACAUUUUAAUCCAACGCUUUACCUGAACUCACCAAAUGAAAUGACAAUGUGUUCACAGUCUGCACUUAGUCUUAUUUGAGAUUGUUCAACCUCGGCUUGUUGGUUACUGUAAUGUCUAAAUCCACAACUUUGUUUCCAAACUCUCCCCUGACUCUCAGUGCUACAGUAUUUCAUAGAGCAGCCAUGGUGUUGUACUUUGGCCAUUUACUGAUAACUCAACACCCAGAGAAGAAAAUGGCCACAACCACCUACCUGGCAGUCAUACCUAUAGUUGCGGUCAAAUAUAUUGGCACCCUCACUAUUUCUUCUAAAAUAAGUAGAUUUGGGAAAAAAAUAUUCAUGUGUAUCUGUUUGAUUUACAACUGCACAGGACCAAGAAGAAAGUUAAAAAAUCCUAACUGAAAUUCAGACUUUUCACUUCAAAGUAAAAAAUGGCCUUGACUAAGUGAUUCACAAUUCAAAUGAAUUUGUUUCUAAUUCUGGUUUACUGUGCAAUUUAUCUCACCUGUGGAAAGUUCCAGGUGCCUACAGGGUAAAAAGAGCAAUUCAACCAGUUUUAAAUGCUCCAUUGCACUCAAUUAAAAAAGGGCAAGGGUGCCAAUAUGUUUGACCACAUCUGUAAGCCAUAGUCAUUGUACUGUCAUUGCCUUCAGCGUAGAUUUUCUUUUUGACAUUUUAAUUUAUUAUUAUGUAUCCAUUUUCAUUCCAGAAAGGAUUCUCAGGGAAAAAAAGAUUUCUCACAACGUUGAAAUAAGUUGUACAAUCAAGCUAUUCAUAGUAUCUAAAGAUGAGUAAAAUAUCAUCUUAGAUCCCCAAUCUAAUUAUAUGAACAUUUUAAAGAAAUGGUUGAACUGUUUUACAAUAAAUGGAAUCCAUUCAUUUCAAUCUCCCCAGGCAGUUUUCUAAAUAAAAACCUAACAAUUGCA